AUGGUCAACCAAAGCUCCCCAGUGGGCUUCCUCCUUCUGGGCUUCUCUGAAUACCCAGGACUUGAAAGAAUGCUCUUCAUGGUUGUCUUAGCUUCCUACCUCCUGACUCUGGUGGGCAACACACUCAUCAUCCUGCUGUCUGUGCUGGACCCUAGGCUCCACUCUCCUAUGUACUUUUUCCUCUCCAACCUCUCCUUCUUGGACCUCUGCUUCACCACAAGUUUUGUCCCCCAGAUGCUGGUCAACCUCUGGGCCCCAAAGAAGACCAUCAGCUUCCUUGGCUGCUCUGUCCAGCUCUUCAUCUUCAUGUCUUUGGGAACCGCUGAGUGCAUCCUCCUGACAGUGAUGGCCUUUGACCGCUACGUGGCUGUCUGCCAGCCCCUCCACUAUGCAACCAUCAUCCACCCCCACCUGUGCCAGCAGCUGGUGGCUGUAGCCUGGGUUAUGGGUCUUGUCCAAUCAAUAGUACAGACACCACCCACCCUCCACCUGCCCUUUUGCCCCCACCGGAAGAUAGAUGACUUUUUAUGUGAAGUCCCUUCUCUAAUUAGACUAUCCUGUGGAGAUACCACCUUUAAUGAAAUCCAGUUAGCUGUGUCCAGUGUCAUUAUUGUGGUUGUGCCCCUAAGCCUCAUCCUUGUCUCUUACUGUGCCAUUGCCCGUGCAGUACUAAGGAUUAAUUCUGCAAAAGGGAGGAAGAAGACUUUUGGGACCUGCUCCUCCCAUCUCAUGGUUGUCACUAUCUUCUACAGUUCAGUCAUUGCUGUCUACCUCCAGCCUAAAAAUCCCUAUGCCCAGAAGAGAGGCAAGUUCUUUGGUCUCUUCUAUGCAGUAGGAACUCCUUCACUUAACCCUCUCAUAUACACCCUGAGGAACAAGGAAGUAAAGAGGGCAUUCAGGAGGUUGCUGGGGAAGGAUGAGGACUCCAGAGAGAGCUGA
This is a messenger RNA of Equus quagga, 939 nucleotides long. RefSeq names its product olfactory receptor 2H1-like. Gene Ontology annotation, cellular component: membrane. The record is from RefSeq and is a predicted model, not a curated record. Gene Ontology annotation, biological process: G protein-coupled receptor signaling pathway. Gene Ontology annotation, molecular function: olfactory receptor activity; G protein-coupled receptor activity. The transcript has a single exon. The coding region runs from base 1 to 939 and encodes 312 amino acids. Lineage: Eukaryota; Metazoa; Chordata; Mammalia; Perissodactyla; Equidae.